Messenger RNA from Mesocricetus auratus (golden hamster), 2931 nucleotides. It is a transcript of the gene Pitpnb, whose product is annotated as phosphatidylinositol transfer protein beta. The transcript has 12 exons. The record is from RefSeq and is a predicted model, not a curated record. The coding region runs from base 101 to 916 and encodes 271 amino acids. Gene Ontology annotation, biological process: phospholipid transport. Gene Ontology annotation, molecular function: phosphatidylinositol binding; phosphatidylcholine intramembrane carrier activity; phosphatidylinositol transfer activity. Gene Ontology annotation, cellular component: cytoplasm. NCBI's taxonomy places the organism in Eukaryota, Metazoa, Chordata, Mammalia, Rodentia, Cricetidae.
GCUCGGACCAUGGGGAGGCCGGGCUGCGCAUGCGCUUUAAGAGGCCCGGCGGUGGCGGUGGCGGUGGCGGCGGCGGCAGCUGUGAGGGGGUUCCCGGAAGAUGGUGCUGAUUAAGGAAUUUCGUGUGGUUUUGCCGUGUUCUGUUCAAGAGUAUCAGGUUGGACAGCUUUACUCUGUUGCAGAAGCGAGUAAGAAUGAAACUGGUGGUGGAGAAGGGAUUGAAGUCUUGAAGAACGAACCUUAUGAGAAGGAUGGAGAGAAGGGACAGUACACCCACAAAAUUUAUCACCUGAAGAGCAAAGUUCCUGCAUUUGUAAGGAUGAUUGCUCCCGAGGGCUCCUUGGUGUUUCACGAGAAAGCCUGGAAUGCUUACCCCUACUGUAGAACAAUUGUAACGAAUGAAUAUAUGAAAGAUGACUUCUUCAUCAAAAUCGAAACAUGGCAUAAACCUGACUUAGGAACCUUAGAGAAUGUUCAUGGCUUAGAUCCAAACACAUGGAAAACUGUUGAAAUUGUCCACAUAGACAUUGCAGAUCGAAGUCAAGUCGAACCAGCAGACUACAAACCUGAUGAAGACCCUGCAUUAUUCCAUUCAGUGAAGACCAAGAGAGGCCCCUUGGGACCAAACUGGAAGAAGGAGCUGGCAAGCACCCCUGACUGUCCUAAGAUGUGUGCCUAUAAGCUGGUGACCAUCAAGUUCAAGUGGUGGGGGCUGCAGAGCAAAGUGGAAAACUUCAUUCAGAAGCAAGAAAAGCGGAUAUUUACAAACUUACAUCGGCAGCUCUUUUGUUGGAUUGACAAGUGGAUUGACCUGACAAUGGAAGACAUUAGGAGAAUGGAAGAUGAGACGCAGAAAGAACUAGAAACAAUGCGUAAGAAGGGUUCCGUCCGAGGCACGUCGGCCGCCGAUGCCUAGAUGAGUCCCCUGUAGGUCAGAGACAUUUUCAAACUGUCUACGGAGUCAAGGCCAAGUGAGGGGAACAAGUGCAGCCUGUGACGAGUGAAGAAGCGACCAGUGUCUCUAGUGUUGAUGUUUCCAGUGUGUGCCUGUGGUGACUCAAGUGCACACACGCACAUACACACACACACACACACACACACAUAUAUACACACACUCUGCGUAUAUGUGUGCGUGUCUGCAGAUGUAUGUAAAACACAUGGUUACAGGCCUAGAUACACAACAAGUGUAUAUAUGUACAUGCAAAACAUUGAAGGGAUCAGUACAGUUUCUCCAAAGUACUGUACCUAUCUUCAGCAAAAAUACUAAAGAAAAUAUUUUCCAUAUAUAUACCUGGAACAGAUUUUAAUAAUCAUCAUCAUGAUGCCCUUGGUAGAUAAAUGGACUACCAUGUGGUACUGGCUGGCGUGCUUCAUGAAUGCCAGGUGUGGACCAGUGUGUGUAGCCUUUGGUUAUGUUUCUGUUGUUUUCAAGUCGCCCCACAUACACUUUUAUUUUCAUCCCAUCAGCAACAGACUCCUAAAGGAAGAUGUCUUCAAAUUUUUAGAUACUACAGUGAAUCUGCAAAGUAAACUCUGGUUGUAUUUAUAACUAUUUAUUUCUGGGUGGCCACUAUCUUCCAGCCAAAUCCAACGAUAUCUGUGAAGGAGUAAAAUUAAAGCUAUUUGCUAGUUUGCCCGAGGGGUGGGGAAAUCCUUUUUUUAAAAUUGCCACUUUUUAUUGGAUUUUUGUAUUUUGAAUUUCAAGUAUUUUUCUACAUCAAAUCUAGCAAAAAACAGUGAUGACGGUUUGUGAUUUAUAAUAAACACUAGACAAUAUUCAGACUCUGGUUAAGCAAACAAGGCGAUAAAGGAAGGUACACCCUCACGAUAUUGUAGGUUGUGCAGAGGACUUCUGUGGAGUUUUGUUUCUGGAAUCCAGUCUGGAGACUAUACAGACCAUCUGUAUUGCUCUGAACUCACGGGUGGAAGAGUAGUGACAUUUAGCUGUUUUCCUAUUGCAGUCAAAGCCAGGGGGAAAUGCUGAUGGUGAGCUAGGAACAGUUUGAAUGUGGCACAAGGCUGUCACCAUGCUAAGACCCAGCUAGAUCCUGAGCAUUGCUGCCAGCACUGCUUUCUUCCUCCCUCCUCCUCCUCUUUCUCUUUUUUUCUUUUCUUUUCUUUUCUUUUUUUUUAAUAGCUAGGUAAGAAUUUUUUUAAUCAACUUUUCUGUCUAAUGCUGUUUUCCCUUGUCAGUCCUGGAAGCAUGAGCAGAAUCAUACUGUUGAAGCCUUCAGGUCACACACUGUCUUUUUAACCUCCACACCCCCAAAACACACCAUCACAGAAUCCUCCAUUCCCCUCAGAACACAUCACCUCAUAGUCCUUCAUGCCCCCCAGAGUACAUCACCCCAUAGUCCUCCAUCCCCCAGAACACACCACCCUAUAAUCCUCUAUUCCCUCCCCAGAACACACCGCAUUAAGUCCUCCAUCCCCCCUAGAACAUACCACCUGUGCAGUCAACCCAUUAGUAACUGUCUGCUGACAUGACAGCCUUGCCCUCCAUGUCCCUGCUCCCAUGGGAGCAAUGACAGGACUUCCCACUGUAUUGCAACAACACCCUGUCAUCCUCAGCAACAAACCCUGGGUUCCAUGUGUCCUCUCUACUCAAGAUAAAUGGGCACUGUUGGGAGAUGGGUGUGGUCACAUCACUGGAGAAGUCACCAGAAGGGUCACCGCCAACCCCAGGCACAGGAGAACCCAGUCUCCCCCAGUGAAACUAACUCAUGGACAUCUGUAGUCUCAUUGGGGACUUGGGCACACAAGGAAAUGAGAGCCUGAUGUGGACUCUAAUUUUUUCUAACAACUAUGGAGAUUGAAGGGAUGUGUGGUGAAUGUAAAAUUACCCCGUUGACUUGGCAAUCUCUUGUGUAAAUUACAGUAAAACAAAGCAAGUGAAAUUGAAACAGAAAUAAAUUUGAUCACAAAAUGCCA